Molecule: messenger RNA, 378 nt
Organism: Paramuricea clavata
Lineage: Eukaryota; Metazoa; Cnidaria; Anthozoa; Malacalcyonacea; Plexauridae
Source: the annotation of a GenBank genome assembly
AUGGCAACACUUGCAUCAUCAGUUAAAAUAUGUGGAACCUGCAGUGUCGAUCUCGUCUAUGAAGAACAAAUUUAUAAAGAUCUCAGUUUAUCUGUUCUACCAGGACUUUGUGCUGAUCUGAUUUUGGGUCUCGACUUUCAGUCACAACAUGAGAGCGUUAUCUUCCAGAAUGGAGGAUCAAAACCACCUUUGUCAGUAAGUAGUUUCAGCAAACUUAACGUGGAGCCACCUGAACCAUUCGCAAACCUAACGUCAGACUGCCACCCAAUCGCAACAAAGUCCAGACGAUAUAGUCAAGAAGAUACCGAGUUUAUUGAUAAAGAAGUAACAAGGCUUCUCGAAGAAGGUAUCAUAGAACCCAGUCAAUCACCUUGGUGA